This is a messenger RNA of Pseudophryne corroboree (corroboree frog), 3666 nucleotides long. RefSeq names its product minichromosome maintenance 10 replication initiation factor (gene MCM10). Gene Ontology annotation, cellular component: nuclear replication fork; nucleus. Bases 297 to 2885 code for a protein of 862 amino acids. Gene Ontology annotation, molecular function: single-stranded DNA binding; DNA replication origin binding. The transcript is spliced from 20 exons. Lineage: Eukaryota; Metazoa; Chordata; Amphibia; Anura; Myobatrachidae. The record is from RefSeq and is a predicted model, not a curated record. Gene Ontology annotation, biological process: DNA replication initiation; DNA replication.
UUCUAUGUCUGGUAGUGACGUUUACGGCAUUGUGGCCCGGCACUCCACGUACGCGUAUUCUUUAGAACUGGCGCCAAACGCGAUGACGGCUGGGCAGGAGGUGUGGCCACAGUUGAACGCUUGGCGGUUCUCCUGUGCUCGGGACCUCGGCUUAUUAUCACAGUACUCUCCGGGAUCGCUUGCAGGCGGCAGGGCAGCGAGUGGUAUACUCAGUGUUGCUAGCGCGUGUCAGAGGUGUGAUCAGCUCCGUGCAGGUCAAACUAGAGGUUUGUUAAAGAUCCUGGCAAUAAAUUCUCAUGGAAGGGGAUGCUGAUCUGGAGCUCCUGACAUCCUUACUGGAAGAGAAUGAGGCUGCUGAGAGCAGUGGUACAAGCAGUCAAGCUGCCACAAGUGACCCUGAUGAGUACGAUGAACUAUUUGAUGGAGAUGAAGAAGGCUCAUACCAUGAAAGUGGCAGUGAAGGGCAGGACAUUGGUGGGAUGCAAGAAGAUUUUACUACACUAUUUGGAGAUAUUGAUGACCUUGAAGACGAAAACCCUGUACAUAAGAGCAAAAAGGAAUUGCUCACUCCUAGCCAUGAAAAAUCGAAACAAGAAUUAGAAGAUGAAUUGAAAAAAAUGCAGGAGCAGAUGAAGAAGCUGCAGGAACAGCUUCAAGGAACUGGUAUUGCCAGGUCACCAAGCUCUGCUACACAGCAGAAAGCAACCAACAAGAUGAAGGUGAAAGCAACAAAAGGAGAAUGUAGUCCUUUAAUGGGGAAACACCAUGCACGUAUGCAUGAAUCUAGUGCCGUAGCUGCUCAGCUUUAUAGCCCACCUGCCUCGCACAUAAAACCUCAGGCAACGCCUAAAAGAAAGCUGCCAAUGUCAGAAAAUAAAAGCACUCCUCAAAGCCAAACCCCCAGUAGUUUACCAUCCCAUGCAGGAAAACAGUUUAGUCAGCCAAUCUCUGCAUUAGCACCAAGGUCUCUGGGGACUCUCAACACACCCACUGCCAGUCAGCAAGUUUCUGUUGAGAAAUUCUCUGGGCUACGAAUCAGGAAACCCAGGGUGUCCUCUUCAGAAAUGGAUAAGAAAAUGAAUGGAAGGAAGCUGGUCAGACUAUUUCAGUUACAGAACAAAAUUGCCACGGAAAAGCUGGAGGAUCAGGACUGGGUUACAUUUGGUGUAAUUGUAAAGAAGAUUACGCCUCAAAGUUCCAAUAAUGGCAAAACUUUUAGUAUUUGGCGCCUAAAUGACUUAAAGAAUUUGGAUGCAUGCGUUUCUCUGUUCUUAUUUGGUGAUGUACAUAAAGAUCACUGGAAAACCGAUCAGGGUACUGUUAUUGGCAUCCUUAAUGCGAAUCCCAUGAAACCAAAAGAGGGCUCUGAUGAGGUGUGCAUAUCGGUCGAUAAUCCGCAGAAAAUCUUGCUAAUGGGAGAAGCAAUGGAUUUAGGAACAUGUAAAGCGCGUAAGAAAAAUGGAGAUCCUUGCACACAAAUGGUGAACAUGAAUGACUGCGAAUUCUGUCAGUAUCACGUUCAAGCUCAGUACAAGAAGGUGAGCGCAAAACGGGCAGAUCUGCAGUCCAGCUAUUCUGGUCAUGUCCCUAAGAAGAUGGCUAGGGGUGGAAACAGUCUGAAAGAGCGACUAUGCCAGGGUGGCUUCCACUAUGGUGGGGUUUCAUCCAUGGCAUAUGGAGCUUCUCUUGCAACGGCUGCGGCACCAAAGAAAUCUGUCCAGACAACGCUCACCAAAAUGGUGGUUAAGGGAGCAGAUGCAAUAGCGCUGGCAGCAAGGCAGAACAUGGCUGCCAUGAGUAAGGGCAAUGUGCAUUGUUCAGAUGAGCUGAAGGAGCUGUUGGAAAUGCCAACACCGGGCGCACUUAAUUUGAAGAAGCAUAUGUCUGGCCUGAGUGUGCAAGCGUCUGCAAAAGCCGGUUCAUCGUUUCAGUCUUUACCUGCCUCAGAGCUUCUGAAACAACAGAAACAACAGAUGCUGGAGGCAAGAAAGAAGAGAACAGAGGAGAUUCAGAAAAGGUUUCUUGAGAGCUCUGACAAAUCAGAGAAGUCCAGUAUAGCAGCAGGUGUAGGACAGACCACGUUACAGUCCCCGAAGCAAGCUGCGGAGUUCCCAUUGGUCCAGAAGAUGUCUACUCCUAAGCUAGCUCGUGGUUUUUCUGAGGGAGAUGAUGUUCUCUUCUUUGAUUUGUCACCACCUCCUACCUACAAGCUUAGUGCUUCUGCUAUAGCAAAAAAGCGUGCUGCUAUUGAGAAAUUGCAAACCAAAGGACAAAUGCUGACAAAAGCAGACCCUAACAGCAUCAAAAGAAAGCGGUUCAGCUCCUCUAAUAUUGAUCAGGUGGCUCAGAGAGUGGACAGAAAUUCCUCACCACCCGAAGCUGCAGAUGACAGUGAACCAGCCAUGAAAAGACACAGGGAACAACUUGCCUACCUGCAGUCUGAAGAGUUCCAAAAGAUUCUAAAAGCCAAAUCUAAGCAUACUGGGGUCCUCAAAGAGGCCGAGGCAGAGAUUCAAGAACAAUAUUUUGAGCCACUGGUGAAGAAAGAACAACUAGAAGAGAAAAUGAGGAGUAUAAAGGAACAAAAAUGCCGUGCAGUGACCUGUAGGACGUGUAAAUACACUCACUAUAAGCUCCUGGACAGCUGUGUUAGUGGAAACCAUGACUUCCACUGGCACGAUGCUAUGAAACGUUUCUUCAAAUGUCCAUGUGGUAGCAGAACAGUCUCAUUAGACAGACUCCCCAAGAAGCACUGCAGCACAUGUGGGCUGUUCAAAUGGGAACGAGAUGUAAUGCUUAAGGAAAAGAGUGGCCCAAAAAUUGGAGGUGAAACACUGUUGCCAAGGGGAGAAGAACACGGCAAGUUUCUUAAUAGCCUUAAAUGAUACUGUAAAUUGCUUCCAGGUUCAGGAAUGGAUUCGUUAAGCAUGCUACAAUGUGUUAACUGUACAGUUGGAAUACAUACCUAGUACCAGCGGGUAACAUUGGGAUCCCGGCCAGCAGCGGGGCGAGCGCUUGCCACUCUGCAAUCACGGAUCUGUUCUCCCUCUAUGGUUGUCGUGGAAACCCACAGAGUGAGAAAAGCCUGUGGCCCCGGAUAUCCCUGCAGCGGCAUUUCACCACCUGUGGUGAUUCCAGCGUUGUCAUUGUGACCGCCAGGAUCCUGACAGGUGGUCUCGUGAUUGCCUCCCGUACAGUUAGUAUUCAGUCACUCAAUACAUCCAUAUUGCCUCAAAUAUGAAAGACUGAACUAUGUCAGGCUUUAUUUUUUUAAUGCAACUAACUUAGUGUUUAAGAAAAAAUAGAUAUACAGAUAUUCUGUGUCUUUUUAAACAAAACAAAAAUUGGUCUUUUUAAUCAUUUGUAGAAGAAAAGCCUACUGUUUUUCUUUGCCACAAUCACUUAAUUGAAGAGAAUAGUCUUCUGAAUGAAAUGUGAGUCCUCAAACUACUUAAGCCCCCGAUUGUCUACCAAACUCUUCUGUAAGGAAAUGUUCUGUUGGCAGAGAACCCUUGAAAUUAGCAUUUGUAUGACAAAUCCAGUUGUGAAUAUGUACUGUAUGUUCUCAUUAUACGUGUAUUAUAGAUAUUACAAAUACAUUGGAUAACCUGGUGCUAAACAUGUUUUUGUAGAAUGUUUUGUAUGUAAUAAAUUAUUUUAAAUGAU